CCGCGACGGACUAUUUGAGCCUCUUCUUGUCCGCUGCUCCUUGCUGCGAUACCUGCAAGCAAAAGCAUCCCUUCUCUCACGUUCUCUUCUAAGUUAUAUCAGAGUUGUACUUCAUUUUCUCUCAUUCGUUUAAUCACGAUUCCAAUUGUUACAAGCAUAUACUCCGACAGACUUACAUACGUUCAGCAAUCUACUAUACAGUUUAAUAUCAGCCUCAUUUAUACUCCCAACCAUGCAAUACCUCCUUUUCACUGCUGCGGUGGCUGCACUAGCCGGACUCACCAUCACACAAACCAUUGAUCCCAACUCUGUGCCGUUGUCGACAAGGCAAAUUUGGUGCAACUCUCAAGUCGCCGAAUGCCCCUUGAUUUGUACGGACCAGACGAAUGGCUCAGCUGCCACUUAUGCAAACACGUGUGAUCCUACCAGUUUGACUUAUAGCUGCGUCUGCGCAGACGGCCUGUCACCGAAUGCCUCCGAAUACUCUCAGAGCCUCCCAUACUACAUCUGCACUCAGUACAACACCGAAUGUCAGCAAGCCUGUGGGAAUGACAACACAUGUGCGGCAGCAUGUGUGCAGAACCAUACCUGUGGUGCCACGAAUCCCACAAGAGUGAAUACGAGUACAAUUACAACAAUGUCGGCCACAAGCACCAGCAAUGGGGCUGCGGCCUCGACUGCUUCCGGUGGUGGUGUCGUAUACAGUGGAUUUGGAGGAAGUGCUGCCACUACCACAGCUGCUGGGGAGUCGAGUGGCUCAAGAAGCUCGGCCACAAGAAUCAUUGUCAAUAUGGGUCAAGUCUAUGGUCUUGGUGUGCUUGUCGCGAGUAUCUUCGCCGGAUUCACUCUCAUGCUAUGAGACGUCAUGGCCGGGGAAAGAGAAUUGACUGGGUCCUUCAUUCUGAUACCAGCCGCGGAGCAUACACCUUACUAGAGCAUUUGGAUUUUUUGGUUCUCAGUUUCGAGCAAAAGUUUGAUACAGCGGGUUUCAGCGUCGGCGUAACAUCAUGCGUUCCUGGAUAUGCUGUGUGUCGUAGGCAUAUAAUACAAGUGAACAAGAAUAUCUUCUUGAAGGGAUCUGGCACAACAGUAAUAUCAACAUGAUUUCACAGAA
Messenger RNA from Exophiala viscosa, 1114 nucleotides. RefSeq lists its product as uncharacterized. The record is from RefSeq and is a predicted model, not a curated record. Bases 233 to 859 code for a protein of 208 amino acids. The transcript has 2 exons. Lineage: Eukaryota; Fungi; Ascomycota; Eurotiomycetes; Chaetothyriales; Herpotrichiellaceae.